GAUAAGAGGUCACUCGUGACAAUUUCUGUGGAUGCACCCUGCCUUCCGGUGGCCCGGAGAAUUCUCUCAGAAUGGAAGAACACGCUGCCGGAUUGUCUCGCGUGUAUUCAAAUGAUGAAAAGAUAAAUUGGAUCUACGGGCUACUGGGUUUGAGUUAAGAGAGAUUCGGAUCAGAAGUGUCGUGACUUUGGAGAAAAGAACAUCGAAGGACCUAGAAGCGAAUUAUGAAUACGCCUCGGUGUAUAUUAUUUUUGGGAGCAUUGAUAACAUUCGGUCAGGUUUUAAGCAGCGCAAACGACGACUUUGUGGAUGCGUGUUUCGACAAAGAAGGAGACAAACCUGCACAUUGUGAAUAUAUCGAUUUCGACGAUGUGUUUGAGAGCUCGGAUAUCAAGUUUAAUUGGAGCUUUAUCACCAAGUUAACAAUCAGCAAUAAAAGAAUCAUCGGAAUACCGACGAGGAUGUUCGAGUCGUUGCCAAAUCUGGAUAGCUUCGUUGUGGUGAAUAGUUUAUUUUAUAAAGAAAUUGAUCCUAACAGUUUUAUGGAUUGCCACAAGCUGGAGCACAUCGAGAUAACGGGAACGAAUAUUACGUUUUUGGACACUCACUUGUUUCCGAAGACUCCAAAUCUGAAGCAUCUGUUAUUUCAUCAUAAUAAAAUAUCCGAAAUAAAGCAUGAUGCUUUCGAGUUUAUGGAAUCUCUAGAAGAGCUAAACCUUUCGUACAACAAUAUUACGAAACUGUCCAGCGGUGUUUUUCACAAGUUGAAAAAUUUGAAAAUCCUCGAUUUGAAUCACAACAAACUGGUGCUGCUGAGUUUCGAUGCUUGGUUUCCUCCAGACGGAAUUCACUCACUGCAAUACCUGGAUGCGUCAUACAAUCAGCUCAUCGAACUUUCCUGGAGCGAAAUAUCGGUGAAGAAAGUCAACCUAAAGUACAACAACUUAACGAGCAUUCACAUCAACGGCAAUUGCUCCGAGUUUCACGCGUCUUACAAUAUGAUAGACUCCGUCACGGUUGGCAGCAAUUGUUCAAUUGAAAAAUUGUACCUCGCACACAACCAAAUACGUACCUUCAACGAUCUGCGGAAGUGUUCGGAAACGAUGCGCACUCUGGAUGUGUCCUUCAAUAUCUUUCAGCGACGUUUCGACUUCCUAGGCAUGAAGCAGCUGACGGCACUGAAUAUCGAAUGCACCAAUAUCACCAUCGAGUACACGACCCUGCACGAUCUUCGAAAGCUACGCUUCCUAGACAUUUCCUACAACAAUAUGAAGAAAAUAGACUUUGACAACAUGAGUACCCAACGAUUGCUGGAGCGAUUGAUGGUCAGCGGAAACCCCAUUGCAAACAUGUCAAUCGAGUCGAUCAAGCGAAACUUCCCUAAUCUCAAAACGCUCGGAAUCUAUGAUCUACCCUGGAAUGAAUCAUCCCUGGCUGUGGCUAUCGAGGACCUCAAGAAGCAUGAUAUCAAACCGUACAUCAAAAACGAUUAUCUUUUCGAGGAAUCAUCCUGCCCACUCAAAAUAGUGCGAAAUUUCUCCGGCAACGGAGACGAUCAGGACGUUACGGCUGAAGGCAUGUCCGGAUCCGGUGACAAAACUGUGGAAUACAUAGUCAUAGUGCUGCUGCUAGCCGUCAUUUGUGGUUUAGUAUUCAAAGUGUUCAUCGAUAGUCGAUACUAUCGCGAUUUGUUCAAAGAUCGCGGUCGUCGAUCUUCGAUUUCACACGAAAGCUUGGUCAGCUGUGAUUUGAAUAGCUAGAGUGCGGCCGCGUUGGUGUCGAAUUAGUUGUUGUUAUCAAGACUGUUGGAAAGUACCAGAACAAAAAAAAUACAGAGAGGAAGCAUAUUUAUACAUAAGCUAGUGAAACCAAAGUGGUAACGAAUAGCGUUGGAAUUAGAAACCAUUUCGGUAAAGUGAAAGUGUGAUUGAUGUGGCGGGAAAUGUAAACAGAGGAUAACGGAUGCACUUUGUUGACUAAUUAAAUAAUAUUCUUCAGGGAAGUGCAUUUCGAUUGAAGGACCGCCGAGAAAAGAUUAUCGAUAGUUGUUAGUGGUUUUAAAACAAAAUAGCUGAAUGUGCUAUCACCAAAAAUCGAUCUAGUGAUGAAUGAAUAAAACAGCUUUAGCUAUUCUGUGUA
Messenger RNA from Uranotaenia lowii, 2139 nucleotides. Its product is annotated as chaoptin-like. The coding region runs from base 225 to 1760 and encodes 511 amino acids. Gene Ontology annotation, molecular function: protein binding. Lineage: Eukaryota; Metazoa; Arthropoda; Insecta; Diptera; Culicidae. The transcript has 2 exons. The record is from RefSeq and is a predicted model, not a curated record.